AUGGCCACGGCUGGAAUAACGGGACCCUUCGUUGGGUCUGAAGACAAACUGCACUCUAAGCUUCUCAACCUGCCUGGAGACCUCGUCGACUACAUCUUGGACUAUGCUCGUCCUCGCGAUGUGGCCCGGUUAUGUCGCGUCGCGAAGGGCCUGCAUGCCUUUGCACACAGGGCUUUGUAUCGCGAUGUGUUUAUGACUACCCCGGCACGCAUGGUGAAAUGCUGCGAGACUCUUGCAGCCAACCCUUCUGCCGCACGCGAGGUAAGGACUGUGUCAAUACGAUUCCGAUCUAGUCGAAGCAGAGACUCCGGUCUUGGUGAUUCGUACGGGGUGGUUGAAGCGGCAUUCCUGUCUCUACCGGACGUGCUCGCGCUAGAAAUCAUAGUGACCACGCAGGACUUCGUCCACAUCCUAGCUAAAUGCAGAUGGCCCAGGCUUCGCCGAUUCCAGUCCUUUCUUCCAACCCUACCAGAACUGCUGACUUUCAUGGCCCACCACCCUACCCUCCGCAGCGUCUUCUUCUCCUUCCAGUGCAACCCCGCAACUCUGUCUCCCAUCCUCUUACCCAACGCCGAGAAAUUCAUCGGCCCCAGUCAGCUCGUGCCGCUUGUUAUCCCGGGCUCAAGGACGAACGAGGUGAACUUGGUCUCGCAGCCCACCCACUCGCAGCUCGAGUCUGCCCUCAUAGCGAUGCAGCAGUCUACGGCUACCGUGACGAGUUUCAGUUUGCUCGUGCAAGACUGGGACGUUGAUCAUCUCACGUUGAUCUCCAAGUAUCUCCCUGAGCUCGAGACUCUGGAUAUACGCAAUUCUUGGGCGCGCACAGGGCCUGACAAUCCUUCGUCUCGCACGAUAUUCUUGUGUACAUUGUCCCCGUUCUUGAAAGACUUUACCAAGCUCGAGUCCCUCAAGCUCGUGUCAGACGACGACAUCGGAGAAGACAUCAGCCUCGCCAUGGCACUCCUGGAUAUCGAGGCAGUCAUUGUCGGUGGCUUCGGCCUCGCCUGCCCGACAUUAUCCACCUGCACUAUGACAAGCGGCGUUACUUGGUUCAAGCUGCAGUCCUGCCUGUGGAUACCCCGGAACGACCGCCCCAUAGGGCGCGCGUGGGUGCGCUACCUGCUGGAAACCGGCCUCCACCCCAUCGUCAAGUCCCUUGACAAGGAAAGCGCCGAGCUGAUGAUAACAUCCAUACGGAACGUGCUGCAGAGCAACCCGGAGUGGUAUGGCGAGGACGAAGACGCAGUCGAUUCCGAUGAAGAGAGCGAUCCUGAUGACGGCUAUGGGUUCAUUUCCGACCACGACGGCCUGGAUGAUGGAGAGGAGGCAUUGCUGGAAAUUUAGUGCUGCGUGGUUAUCACAGUUUCCAGUCGGGAGUGAUAUACCAACGGAUUGCGG
Gloeophyllum trabeum ATCC 11539 is the source of this 1398-nucleotide messenger RNA. RefSeq lists its product as uncharacterized. The transcript is spliced from 4 exons. Lineage: Eukaryota; Fungi; Basidiomycota; Agaricomycetes; Gloeophyllales; Gloeophyllaceae. Gene Ontology annotation, molecular function: protein binding. Bases 1 to 1344 code for a protein of 447 amino acids. The record is from RefSeq and is a predicted model, not a curated record.